AUGUUUUCUCUUCUACUUAAUAUUCUUGUAGGUCCUAAAUGGGCACAGAAUGGAGUGACUAUUGCUGGAGGUAACGGGUAUGGGGAUGCCAUUAAUCAACUCUGGAGCCCUUGUGGUCUCUUCGUUGAUGAUGAUCAAACAGUGGUCAUUGCUGACUACAGUAAUCAUCAUAUCAUGCAAUGGAAGAACGGUGAUACAACAAAUGGACAAGUUGUUGCUGGUGGGAACGGCGCAGGAAAUGGAUUGCAUCAAUUGAAUAAUCCAACUGAUGUAUUAAUUGAUAACGAGACGGAUAGUCUCAUUAUUUGUGAUGCAGAGAAUCGACGAGUUGUACGAUGGUCUCGACGUAGUAGUACAACACAAGGUGAAAUACUCAUCGACAACAUCCAAUGUUUGGGAUUAGCAAUGAAUGAGCAGAGAUAUCUCUACGUUUCUGACAUGGAAAAACAUGAAGUAAGACAAUAUCAAUUAGGUGAGAAGAAUGGCACUCUCGUAGCUGGUGGCAAUGGUAAAGGUGACGGACUCAAUCAACUCAACGAGCCGAGAUAUCUCUUUGUCGAUCGAGAUCAUUCCGUGUACGUAUCAGACCACUACAAUCAUCGUGUAAUGAAAUGGAAUAAAGGUGCAAAAGAAGGUAUUGUGAUUGCUGGAGGACAAGGCCAAGGGAAUGAUCUGACACAAUUAUAUUGGCCUGAAGGAAUGUUCGUUGAUACAUUGGGUACACUCUACGUAGCGGACUCGUGGAAUGAUCGUGCAAUGCGUUGGACUCAAGGAGACAAGAAACAAGGCACUGUAAUUGUGGGUGGAAAUGGCGAAGGAGCAGGAACAAAUCAGUUCAACGUCCCCAUUGGUUUGUCUUUCGAUCGACAAGGUAAUCUCUAUGUCGCCGAUUAUAAUAAUAAACGUGUUCAACGAUUUUCUAUCGAAUAA
Molecule: messenger RNA, 930 nt
Organism: Rotaria socialis
Lineage: Eukaryota; Metazoa; Rotifera; Eurotatoria; Philodinida; Philodinidae
Source: the annotation of a GenBank genome assembly